Messenger RNA from Stegastes partitus (bicolor damselfish), 5324 nucleotides. Its product is annotated as myosin phosphatase Rho-interacting protein-like. Gene Ontology annotation, molecular function: actin filament binding. The transcript has 22 exons. The record is from RefSeq and is a predicted model, not a curated record. The coding region runs from base 80 to 4996 and encodes 1638 amino acids. NCBI's taxonomy places the organism in Eukaryota, Metazoa, Chordata, Actinopteri, Pomacentridae. Gene Ontology annotation, cellular component: actin cytoskeleton.
GUCGGAGCGCUUCAUUCAGAGUAGAGGAGCGGAGCAGGACGGCAGCCAGAGCUGGGAGUAGAGCCGCGCUGGAGGAAACAUGUCCGGCGAGAAGAGUUCGAGUCCCUGCGGCCGGUUCCAGGCGAACAUCUUCAACAAGAGCAAAUGUCAGAACUGCUUCAAGUCCCGGGAGCUGCAUCUGCUCACCGACCGCGACAUGGAGCAGGCGAAGCCCAUCUACGGAGGCUGGCUGUGUUUGGCUCCUGAGGGAACAGAUUUUGACAACCCGAUGCAGAGGUCCAGGAAAUGGCAGCGGCGCUUCUUUAUCCUGUAUGAAGACGGCAGCCUGAGCUUCGCACUGGAUGAACUGCCGAGCACUUUGCCUCAGGGGACGCUGAACAUGAAUCUGUGUACCGACAUCGCCGACGCUGAGCCCAGGACAGGCCAGAAAAACGCUCUCUGCAUCAUCACCCCAGAGCAGGAAAUAUUCAUCCGUGGUGAAAAUAAAGAGAUCAUUAAUGGGUGGAGCGAACAGCUCGCGGGAUUUCUGCGAACUAACAAGCAGAACCAGAAGAAGAAACGCAAAGUUGAACCUGUGGCCAAUCAGGAACCCAGUCCAGCAAAGAUGGCAGCAACUGAUUCCAGUUUUCCAUCCUCGGAGGGAAACUCUGCAGAGUCCGGCCGGUGGCAGGAAGACCAGCGGGGCGGCGGACCAGAUGUGACCCCCGUCUGGACUGUCAGCGACACAGAUGCCCCCGGCCCUGAGCGGCCCCCUGCAGGCAACACGUCCCCCUACCUGUGCCCGGUCUCCAGAGACUCUCCGACCUUGGAUGCCGCCGGCGGUUUGGGCAGCCCAGUCGGCUCCUUGGACUUGGCGGUUGCUGGAAGCAUCGGCGCUGGCAGCGACAUCCAAACAUCAGGAAACAACAAGAAGCUCAGACCAGACAGAAGCCGUGACAGGUCAGCAGAAAGGCUGCUGGGAUCGGAGGCCACCAAGAAAGAGCAUGAAUGGGGGACAGCUGCCUCCAGAAAAGGCAGGAGUGAAGCUCGUACCAGCAAGCGAGAGAAACUCCAGUCCUGUGGAGACAUAGCCCAGCUCAGUGCUCCUCCUCCCCAGAGAAGAGCCAGGUCUCUGGACCGCAGGACGUCAGACACGGUCAUGACGCCAGAUUUAUUGAACUUCAAGAAAGGCUGGAUGGUCAAACUGGAUGAAAAUGAUCAGUGGAAGAAAUAUUGGUUUGUGCUGUCCACUGACAGUCUAAGAUACUACAAGGACUCAAUAGCUGAGGAGGCUUCAGAUCUUGAAGGAGAAAUCGACUUAACAAAGUGUUAUAAUGUGUCUGAGUACCAGGUGCAAAGAAACUACGGCUUUCAGAUCCAUACCCCAAAGGGUGUCUGCACUCUGUCGGCCAUGACUGCAGGGAUACGCAGGAACUGGAUCCAGGCGCUGAUGAGGAACGUCCAUCCGGCCAACGCUCCUGAUGUAGCCAGUUUACCUGGACACCAACCUGAAGUCCUCCCUAAACCAGACGUGACUCAGGACUCUCCCUCCUCUGAAACAGACAAAGACCCUCACCCCAAACCCAGGAGCGUGAUGGAGCGACGGCGGGAAGGCCGCUACAAAACCUUCGACUGGGCUGAGUUUCGGCCUCAUGGCAGACCGGCGGUGGACGCGGAUCCUAAAUCUCCCUGUUCUCUGGAGCUGAGCGACCUGGAGAGGAGGAAACGGCGGGAGGAGAGGAGGAGGAGGUACGAGAGCAUGCUGGGCAUCUCUCUGGGGUGGGAGGAGGGCGGAGACAAGAUGGUGGACGGCGGUGUCCGAGCACUGAGUCCGAAAUCACAGCAGAGAGUGGAGGAGGAGAUAGAAGAGUGCUGGAAGCAGGUGGAGAACACUGUGUUCAGACUGGACAGGACAGUCCCGCUGUUGAAUGAACCCAGAGACGCUGUGGAGACGGAGAAGCUGCUGCACAGCUACAGGAACAGAGUUGAGGAUCUGAAGGCUCAGCUGGCAGAAUCCGAGCGUUGCAGACUCAAACUGGAGGCUCAGCUCAAUGCGGCAGGAUUUUAUCAGCAGCAGGUGGAGCCUCCAGUUUCUCCUGAAGCAGAUUUCUACCCACUGGACAUGAAUGAGAAGCCAGUAAAAGGCCAAACAUUGACCCUAAAAGAUACAAACCUCCAGCAGCAGAGCAUUAUCAAACAAGAUGCGCAGGAGCAGCUCGGGUUUGAACCACCUUCAGUAGCACCACAGCUGCCCAGCAUCUGGCUGCAUGAUACAGAGGGUAACUUACAAGAACUGGAGGACUUGCUUUCUGAGACUGCAGUCACGCCUUUACUGUCACCUGCAUCAGACAGCGACCUGUCUCAGACUGGUGCACAAGUUAUGGGACUGAACUUUGAUGGCACAACAACCAAUCACCAGAAUCGGCUGGACAGCGAAGACUGUCAGCUGUCACCUGCCUCAGAAACACAAAUACAAAACAGUGACUUUAGUUUGCUGAUUCUGGACAAGCCUGCAGGUGGAGAUGAGACCUCACUAAUCCGUGAAGCUCCAGACCAUCUAACGGUGAAGAAACUUUCCCUAGAGGUGGAGCUGCUCACCAGCCAGAACGAGGCUCUCAACCAGCGCAACCAGGAGAUGCUGAACCAGCUGACGGAGGCAGACCGAGAAAUCGAGAGGCUGAAAGCAGAGCUCAGCAGCCGAUACACCGAACCCCAUCACCUCCCUGAAGUGGAGCAGCAGGGGAAGACGAGGUUAGAAGACCUGGAGCAAGAGCUGAGCUUGAGGAACCAGGAACUGCUGGAGGCCCAGACGCUCAUCACCUCCCUGGAGGAAAAUCUGAAGGAGACGGAGGUGCUGCUGCAGCUGAGCGAUCAGUCAGAGGCAGAAGAGCCAAAGGAUGAAAACAAGACAGGUGCUGAGAAAACAGAGGGGUACCUGCUUAGGUGCUUUGAAGCAACUGAAGCCAAGCUGACGGAGCUGGAGACGCAGCUCAACAAAUCAGAGCUGGCCUGCAGCGAGCUUCAGCAGCAGAACACAGAGCUGAAGGAAGCAGAGGAACUUCACCGUCAAAGAGCUGCAGAGGCAGAGGCUGGCAUUAGGAGGCUGAAUGAAGAGUUAGAGAAGGAGAAGGAGAGGGUGAAAGAAGAAGAAAGAAGCAAAUGUGUUUCUAGUGAAGAAAAGAUACAGCAAGUGAUAGAGGGGAUGAUUAUGAGGCUGAGAGCUUUGGGGAAACUGUUGGAGGUGAUCGACAGGUUGGAGUUUGUCAAAGAAAGUGAGCAAGAGGAGGAGAGUCCUGCAGUGGUGAGUCAGCUGAAGUGGGAGGAAGAGUUCUGGAGUUUGCUGCUCAACAAACUGAAGGACAAUUCCUCAGAAGUGAAUGAUCCAGUAGAAGUGCUUGUUAGGGAGGUGACAGAACAUAUGAUGUUGGAGAAGCAGAUGCUGCUCGAAGGCCGACGUCUGCUUCUUGAGAAAGAUGAGGAAGGUUUUGAGGGAAUGUGUGAGGUUUUAAAAGACAUUAAUUGGAAUAGUGCAAGUGUUACAGCUUCAGACGCCGCAAAGAUACAAGAAAGCAGCGUAUUUAAUUUUAAUAAGCAGCUGUGUGAGAUGGAACAUCUUAAAGCGGUCACACAGAUGAAAAUCUCUUUGCUGAACCAUGUCGCCUCCUCCGUCAGCACCUCUGCCCAAAACAAAUUUCAAUUAGCUGCAGACAAACUGUACGAUUUCCACUUUUCAGAUCAUUCCAGGUACAUUUCAUUCAUUCACUCCGCAGCAACUGAAGCCCUGUACUGCUGCCGUUUACGCAGACUUCAGGCAAAGAGAGGACUCUGCUGCAACUGUGUCGCCCUCAUGGAGGAAAACAGGGAGCUAAAAACAAGACUGUCAAACCUCGAGGAACAACAAGCGUCCUCGCUGGUCGCCAAGAUGAACUCAUGCUGCCAGACGGAUGAGACUGAUCCACAGGAUAUAGCUACUGAGCUGCACGGUGCAGAUGGAAGUGCUGCAGAGGAAAGUAGGGAAGAAAAUGAAACACCAGCACAGGAGAUGGCUGAGAAGGAGCCCGAGCUCAAUGGCAUGGAAACCACAAUGUUAGAAGAAAGUGAUGAAACGGAUCUGAACAUGGAACUGAUUUCAGCGUUAAGAGGAAAAGUGAAGGAGCUGGAGGAGCAGCUGUCUGUCCUAACGGAGGAGCUGAAAGAACAGUUUGAAGGGAAAAUGAGUCUGGUGCAGAUGCAGCAUGAGAAGGAGAUGGAAAAGCUGAAGACUACAUGUGAGCGUGGCUUCGCCUGCAUGGAGGAGUCGCACCUGAAGGUGGUGGAGGAGCUGCAGCGUCGACACCAGCAGGAACUGGAACGCCUCCUGGUGGAAAGAGACAGACUGCUGGAGGAGGAGAGUGCUGCUACUGCCACUGCAAUCGAAGCCAUCAAGAACGCUCAUCGUCUGGAGCUGCAGAGGGAAGUCGAGAGGAGAUGUCAGUCAGAGAACAGCAACGGAAACACACACCUAGACGACAUUCACAGGCAGCACAGUGAGGAGCUGGCUUCCUUUCAGCGGGAGCUCGAGGUUUUGUCCCAGCAGUUCUCGCUGAAGUGUCUGGAGAACGGACACCUUGUCCAGGCUCUGGAUGCUGAGAGGAAAGCCUUGUGUCAGUGUCAGCAGGAAAACCAGGACCUGAGGACCAGAAACCAGGAGCUGAGCGGUCACCUCGCAGCAGAGAUCACCAGACUGUGCUCACUGGCCAAACAGGACGACCUGCCGCUCAGUCAGGGGAUGGACAUGUACGAAAUGGAGAUCACGCUACGAGUGAAGGAGUCUGAGGUCCAGUGUCUGAAGCAGGAGAUCACGUCGCUGAAGGACGAACUGCAGUCGGCACAGAAGGACAAGAGAAACGCGACCAAGAAAUACAAGGACAUGUACACAGAGCUGAGCAUCGUGAGGGCCAAAGCUGAGCAAGAGGCCGAAGAGCUGAGAGAAAACCUGCGACUGGCUCAUCAGGCUCUGGGGCCAACGUCACCGUGAGGCUGCAGCUGGACAUCAGUGUUAUUUUAAUUCUAUCUCACUUCACCCUCCUUUUAAUUUCAGAUUGUAAUCUCUGUUUUGGAGAUAAAGAUGUUUGUAUUUACCAAAUAUAAAAAUUGAGUGCGUGUUGUAAUAUAUUUUACGUGUUUGUUCUUGUUCAUGUGUCACAAUGUCUGUUGUUUUUUUUUAAGCAAUUAAAUCUUUUAAAUUAAACUCAUUUUCUGGCAGAUAAUGCCACACUGUAAUUUAUAUUUAUAUAUCUGUAUUAACACUGCAGUGUUAUUAAUAUAAAUUGGUUAUUUUUAUUAAAUGAAAUUGGCAGAUUAAA